AUGGAGCAUCCAGUGAAGGACGUCCGCGGAGUCAUCCGUACCCUCUGCCAGGGAAGCCCAAAAGAACAGGAAGAUACUCUUAACCGUUACUUUACCCCGUCGGCGUCGUUCGUCCAUCCAUUCUGUCGUGUCCCACAUUUUGACAAGAUCUAUAUUCCCGGAUAUGGUUUCCUGAAUUCGCGAGAGUUUAUUCAGUAUAUCUAUAAGUGGUACAAGAUUUUAAGUCCCAAGAUUGAUAUCGAAGUCGAAUCAGCCGUCUUCGACCAACGCCUUUCCCUCCUCUACGUCAACAUCGCUCAGACCUUUUCCAUCUGGUUCUUCCCCUUCCACAAAGCCCCCGUCCGUCUUGUAACAGUCCUUCACCUCAUCGAGGAAGACGACUUCAAGAACAACAACAGCAACUCCUCAAACCUCCGCCGCCGUCUUCCCAACAAGGCCAAGAACGCCUUGACAAAACAAGAGAGCGAUGACAACGACUCCGAUUACACAGAUUCUCAAGAAGGACCCAGCUACGCCUCAGUAGCUGCCGGCGACGCCACACCAGAGAAGACAGAGGAAGGAAUUUCCAUGGUUCACCCGCCCAACCCGAGCAAUCCGGUUGCUGUUGAGAACGCCCCUAUUGCUGAUGCUUCUGCCUGGGAAAGUGGCGAGGCGCAGAGACCAGUAGACGGUGUCAAUGGGGGUAAAAGCAACAAGCGGUACCUGAUCACCAAGCAAGAAGACUUCUACCAGGUCAACGACUUCCUCAAGUUUUUGUUCUCGAGCCCGGGAGCGUGGGUAUGGUAUGCUAUUCAGUUGUGGAACUCGAUCUUGUGCGUGGUGGGCGUGUUGUUGCUUGAGCCUUUGAUCAGAGCUUUGGGGAUCAAAAGGGAAGGAGGCGGAAAGCCUAAGUGGACGUGA
Messenger RNA from Sordaria macrospora k-hell, 900 nucleotides. RefSeq lists its product as uncharacterized. NCBI's taxonomy places the organism in Eukaryota, Fungi, Ascomycota, Sordariomycetes, Sordariales, Sordariaceae. The record is from RefSeq and is a predicted model, not a curated record.